CUAUCGGCUUGCCGCACUAACGUGGGUGAUGAGAAGAGUCCAGAUGAAUCGAUCCAUCUCGCUGCGGCAAUGCAAUUCUCCGGACUUCGCAGUGCGAUUGGUUUCAUGUGGUCUGUCGAGGAUGAAGCUUCGAAGACCUACAGUUGGUUGAGUGCGAUAAUCUUGUGCCUGUCCUUCAAGAGCGUAAAGCAAGGAUUCGACAUAGGUCGAUUGGUGUGGAGUCCGAGGAACCCAGUUGAGUGA
This is a messenger RNA of Suillus fuscotomentosus, 243 nucleotides long. RefSeq lists its product as uncharacterized. The transcript has a single exon. The record is from RefSeq and is a predicted model, not a curated record. The annotation marks the transcript as partial. NCBI's taxonomy places the organism in Eukaryota, Fungi, Basidiomycota, Agaricomycetes, Boletales, Suillaceae.